AUGUCAAUUCCUGUCAACGACGUCCCUACUUUGAACAGAAUGACAACCAUUGAACUUGACCGUCUAGUAACAACCGAACCUCAAUCUCUGGCAAAUGGCUCGUUAGGUCACCUACUCCAUCUGAUCUGUAAGCCUUUCACAGCCAACAUUCCCCAAGCACACACACUUAGAAUCAAACUCAGCAAAAUUCUUCAUCGUGACACAUGGAUCAACACUAUAUUCAGUCAAAACUCCCCAGACAACAUUGUUCCAUUGUAUGAUAGCCAAGCUGGACUUUGGAACUGGGCACUUCCAACGACACCUCCUCAGUCAUCCGCCAAUUCAAACAAUACUCUUCCUCAGCCAGCUGUCAAGAAAUUUACCCAUGAAGAGAUAUUUUCAUCAUUCCUUAACACUCUUGGUACUGCGAUGGCUGAAUCAGAAGACAAGCUGAUCACACUGUCUGCAACUCGCACAUGGAGUGUCAGCAAUUCCACUGUUGCAGUGUUUGGUAGCAAUAUCAAGUGCAAGCCUGAUCUUAUGCUAUCCGAUGAUAUCAAGCCCAAGUGGGGCAAUAUUCACUACAAGCCUGCACAGCGGAUUGUGAAGGCUGCAGAUACCCAGGCAUAUCUACUACUCAGCAAUCAGCCUUGGAGGCGUUUUGCACUCAUUCUAUCAUUUACACACCAAUAUCAUAAACUCAGGGUCUUGUUGUACGAUCAUGCCGGUGGCAUUGUGACCCCUCACAUCAAAAUCCAUCAAAAUCCAAAUGCAUUUGCCCAGAUUAUUGCUGCUGUUGUCUUUGGCAGCCCAGAAUGUAUUGGAUACGAUAGUAUGGUUGCCUUCUGGAAAAAUGUCCCGCUCCCCCCACCCCUAGGUGCAGACAUGCCUGGUUAUCGGCCAUUCAAGAACCUUCCUGCCCGAGCCACUCGGAGUAUUACCUUUCCUGCCGAACCCGACAGCGAGUCUCUCGCUGCAUUGCUUGAGGAUCUCCAGGAGCUACCCCUUGAUAAUGAGGCCGGGUCAAUACACUCUUCUUCUGAUGCCCUCGAGCCAAUACUCCCCGCUGAUGAUACCCUCGAGCUAAUGUCCAAUGACAAUCUCGAGUCUCUCAAAGAUCCGAUAGAAGAGCCUCUUGUCCUCCCUCCUCCCCCUCCUGUCCCUUUUCCUACCUCAUAUCUUCCCCCUCAACCCCUUGCAGUCACUAGUGUUCCUUUGUUGGGCCUUGCAUCUCAGCCUUUGCAGGGGGCUGAUACUGCCUGUAGCUCUACACCUCAUCCUUCCCAUUUUCCCCACACCCCUCAAUCGCCUGCAGAACCCUGUGGCCAUAUCCGUGGCCUUGUUGGUCGCGGGACUGUCUGUUAUCUGGUCAGUUUGGACAAAGAAGAAUACAUCAUUAAAGACCACUGGGUUCAGGGUGGUGAGGAGAAAGUUUUGAAUGAGAUUAACAUGUUAAAAGCGAUGAGCGGUGUCCCUGGUGUUCCCAAGCUAGUAGACUACUGGAAGGUCGAAAGGUCAGAUGAUGUCGUUGACCAGACAUGGCAUUAUCGUCACACGGAAAACCCGAGUAUCCGAGGGACCCAUUGUACGCAUGUUCACCUCAUCAUGAAGCCCUGCGCUUGCCCCCUUCAUGCAUUUCAAAUGCUGAAGGAGUUUGUGAGAGUGAUUAGGGACAUUGUUAUUGUCCAAUGCAUGGCAGUAGACCAUGACAUUUUGCAUUGUGACUGUAGUCUUUACAAUGCAAUGAUCAUGGAGGGGCUCAAUAAUAGUAGGAGGCUGUUAAUCGAUUGGGAGUUUGCAGUCUUCAUUACUUCAAACGACAAAUAUUCUAUGGUGGCACAGGCACAAUCCCUUUUAUGUUGCGCACGCUUCUUGCCCAAUUGGCAUAAUUGCAGACUAAGGCAACACAACAAGAAGCACGGAAAUCCUCCUCCAAAACUUUGGUGUUGCCACCAUCUUGCAUCUCUCAAAGCUUUGGGGAUGACCUUGAAUCCCUUUUUUUAUGUUUUCGCCUAUUUCUGUAUCAAGUACAGUGGCCCUAAUUGCAAGGAGCCCCAGGAGUCCAUAGCUGACUCGUUGCCAGAUAGCUGGUCGAACAUCAACCUGGAUGUGUGCAAACUGAGGAAGGUCUAUUUCUUUGCAGUUUCAUUGGAGGAGGCCUGUCUCGCAAACCAAUUCCACCCAUACUUUGCAAAACUUAUCCCCCUUGCGAAAGAGUGGCGGGCAAUCUUGAAGGAUAACAUGGAGGCACGGUGUAGAGACUCGCACCUCUCAAUGUCGGAUAUACAGCCUUCUUACCCAUUUAAUUCCCUACCUGUAUCAGCUCACAUCCGAAGGACCAGUCAUUCGCGCUCUCGUGCGCGCGCCCUAUGUACGCGCCUCACUCGCACAUCGCACACGAUCUCACGCUCUUCGCGUGCGCGCCCCUACCGUCCGUCCAUCCAUCCUUUGUCCUUGCUGAUUUACUGCGUCAUCGAUCUGCCAGGACGUCAUAUCACCACCCUUGAGGAUAAUGAGGAGCGCUCAUCCACCAAUGAGAAUCUCAAGAAAUCUGCUGCAGAAUUCACUAAACACUUGAAAAAGUGGCAAGCAGAAGGGGGCAGUAUGGAGCCUGAGUCUGUGCCACAAUUAGCCAAGUGGAAGAAGCACGAGGCAGCUGACAGUGGCUCUGCCAGCGAAGUGACUUGGGCGACGAUGGACUCAGAUGGCUCAGAUCAAAUUUAUGCAGAUUGA
Molecule: messenger RNA, 2712 nt
Organism: Suillus plorans
Lineage: Eukaryota; Fungi; Basidiomycota; Agaricomycetes; Boletales; Suillaceae
Exons: 6
Coding region: 1-2712 (903 amino acids)
Source: RefSeq, a predicted model, not a curated record